Messenger RNA from Hemibagrus wyckioides, 15998 nucleotides. It is a transcript of the gene igdcc3, whose product is annotated as immunoglobulin superfamily, DCC subclass, member 3. Gene Ontology annotation, cellular component: axon; plasma membrane. The coding region runs from base 3239 to 5548 and encodes 769 amino acids. The record is from RefSeq and is a predicted model, not a curated record. Gene Ontology annotation, biological process: axon guidance; cell-cell adhesion. Gene Ontology annotation, molecular function: protein binding. Lineage: Eukaryota; Metazoa; Chordata; Actinopteri; Siluriformes; Bagridae. The transcript is spliced from 14 exons.
UAAUCCUAUUUUCUUGAAUGUGAUAUACACUGAUCAGCCAUAACAUUAUGACCACCAGCCUAAUAUUGUGUUGGUCCCCCUUUUGCUGCCAAAACAGGACACCUUCUUCCAUUGCUCCAUGGUCCAGUUCUGAUUCUCACAUGCCCAAUGUUGGCGCUUUUGGCUGUGCAUAGGGGUCAGCAUGGGCACCCUGACUGGUCUGCGGCUAUGCAGCCCCAUACGGAACAAACUGUGAUACACUGUGUAUCCUGACACCUUUCUAUCAGAACCAGCAUUAACAUCUUCAGCAAUUUGAGCAACAGUAGCUCGUUUGUCUGUUGUCGUCCGUCUCUCCCCAUGUGCAUCAAUGAGCCUUGACCACCCAUGUCACCGGUUCACCACCGUUCCUUCCUUGGAUCACAUUUGAUAGAUACUGACCACUGCAGACCGGGAACACCCCACAAGAGCUGCAGUUUUGGAGAUGCUCUGAUCCAGUGGUCUAGCCAUCACAAUCUGGCCCUUCGUCAAACUCACUCAAAUCCUUACACUUGUCCAUUUUUCCUGCUUCUAACAUCAACUUUGAGGACGAAAUGUUCACUUGCUGCCUAAUAUAUCCCACCCACUAACAGGUGCCAUGAUGAGGAGAUCAUCAGUCUUCUCCAGACCCUUUCACGUCUAUCACGUGCUCAGGGUGAACCUGCUCUUAUCUGUGAAAAGCACAGGGCACCAGUGGCGGACCUGCUAAUUCUGGUGUUCAGUGGCAAAUGCCAAUCGAGCUCCACGGUGCCAGGCAGUGAGCACAGGGCCCAGUCUGUUUAUGAUUGUUUGAUUUGGUUUGUAAGGCUCUGGCAGUCAUCCUCUCAGCACAAAGGAGCAGAUACCGGUCCUGGUAAAGGACCUUUUACGGCCUGGUCCAGCUCUCCUAGAGUAACUGCCUGUCUCCAGGAAUCUCUGAGACUGUGCUGGGAGACACAGCAAUCCUUCGGGCAGUGGCAUGUAUUGUUGUGCCAUCCUGGAGGAGUUGGACUGCCUGUGCAACCUCUGUAGGGUCCAGGUAUGGCCUCAUGUUAUCAGUUGUGACACUGACCCUAGCCAAAUGCAAUGCUAGUGACAAAUAGUCAAAAAAGAUGAGUAGGGAAAAAAUAUCAGUGACCAUCUAUCUGUCUGUCCAUCUGUCUGUCUGUCUAUCUAUCUAUCUAUCUAUCUAUCUAUCUAUCUAUCUAUCUAUCUAUCUAUCUAUCUAUCUAUCUAUCUAUCUAUCUAUCUAUCUAUCUAUCUAUCUAUCUAUCUAUCUAUCUGUCUGUCUACUAAAACUAAAACUAUUCCUGUUUUUUGGGGGUUGUCUCAUUGUUGCCCAUCUAGUGCACCUGUGGUUAAUUUCAUCAACACCAAAGCAGCUGAAAAUAAUGAACAACCCCCUCUGCACCUUAAUUGACCAGAUCAAUAUCCCAGGAGUUUGACUGACCUGAUGUUAUACUUUAUAUAUACUAUACAUAUAUAUACACAUACGCACACUACAUUUCAAUGCCAAUAGACAAUCCUUUUUUUUACAUAAAGAAUACAUGUCUAUGAAAUCCUUUCAUUUCAUAAAGAACAUAUGAUGUGGUCAUUUUAUGCUUCUGAAUUUCUUUUUGUACUAUACUCCUCCACCUCCUCUAAUGAAAUCAGAGGGCCAUUAAGUGUGUUGGAGCCAUUAGUCUGUAGAGAGAAUUACAUGUUAAUCAGACAGUAAUUAGACCCACAAAGUGUUAUUACAUCACAGCAGCACAAUUCACCUAUCCAUCUUUAAAAAAGAAAAGCUUGAAUAUCAGCUAUUCAGAUGCUGUGUGACACACCGCCUUUCAUUUAUCUCUGAAUGAACACUGGGAUGAAAAGAUUUUCCUCUUAAUACUGGGAUAAAAGGAGCUUUUUUGAUUACUGACGUGGAUUUUAUGAAAGAAUACGGUGCAUUCGUCUGAUUCUUGACACGUUAAAGGAUUAAAAUCUUUAUUAACAAUUUCAAAUAGACAAGAAAAUCCUCUUUACAUGCUUCUUUCAUUCUGUAUCAGUAAAAUAUAUUUACACAUUUACCUUUUUUAUAUAGCAUAUAUUCUCUGUACAUUUUUUAUUCUCUGUACAUUCUGUACAUCUUUGUUUUUUUUAAUGUUUGUUUGUGCUAAACAUGCAGAAAUGCUAACGUUGCUUAUUUUAAUGUCAAUAUUUUCUAUUUUACUGUAGCUGUAUCUGAAGUCCACCUCCGAGUAAAAGUCUUAGCAUCCUGUAAUCACCAAAGUGACACCUUUUUUUUGUAUUUGACUCUCAUUUAGACGCUAAUACAGAGGCGCUGUUUCUAUAGCAACAGCGACUACUUCCACUAGAGGUCGCUCUUUCCCCAUUGAUUUCCCCCAUUGAGUUGCACGUGAAACAGGACAGUGUUGUUUUUUAUGGAGGGGGAUAAAUAAAAGACGCUUUUAUUGAGCAUUACUGACUGAAAUAAAGAGAUAAGAAGAUUGAAAUGAUUUAAAUGUGGAUCCAGAAACCUUUAAUGUUUUUUUGGUUGCUUUCAUUGGUGGAAAAAAAAUGUUACGUAGAACCAAGAACGAUCUCGAACAAAGCUGGAAGAAGAACCAUUAACUAUACAAGGAACCUUUUAAGGAACCCUGGAAGAACUUCAUUUCUUAGCUAAGGUGCUUGCUUGUGGUUUCUAUGUAGGAAAAAAAACCUUUUAGAAUUGUGUCUAUUAUUAUUAUUAUUAUUAUUAUUAUUGUUAUUAUUAUUAUUAUUAUUAUUAUUAUCGUAACAUCCGUAAAGCGCAAUGAAUUGUUUGAGGGGAAGGUGGCAGUCUUGUCGCUGAUUCUUGCACUUGGCUGUGCCUUUUGUUUCUGAGAGAGAGAGAGAGAGAGAGAGAGAGAGAGAGAGAGAGAGAGAGAGAGAGAGAGAGAGACUGAUUACACGGCCAGUCACGGUGAGUGCUGUGUGCGCGUGAGGAGGCAGCGGAGCGCGGUGCUUUAACGGAGAGCUGUACGGAUAAAACAGAGAGACGGACGGAGGGAUAGAGAGAUAACGGGAGGAAGGAAAAGGAAAGAUUCCCGGUGGAUGUGUAAAAUGGCGCGAGGGCGCGCGACUCCCGGGGACCAGCGCUCGUCGUAGGUCGCAGGAGAUUUCCGAGAUUUUCAUCUCUUCUCUCCUCUCUUCUCAUCCCCCCCUUUUCUCUCUCUCCUCCUCCUCUUCUAUCCGGUGUGGCUUUGUUUUUAUCCGCGCGCACACGUUUGGGAAAGUGAUGAACAUGGCGACGGGAAGGCGCCUCCUGGCUGCUGCGCGUCUGCUCGGCAUCUGGCUCGCCGCUUUUGUCGGCGUGAGCUGCGGAGCCGAGCUGUCCUUCACGCUGGAGCCCGGUGACAUCAUCGCGGUGCAGGAACAGCCUCUGAUGCUGCACUGUCAGGUGGAAGGGAUUCCACCAAUCACCACGCAGUGGAGGAGGAACGGAGCGAUCUUACUGGAGGAUAAGAACUACACCACCUUCAUUAACGGCUCGCUGCUGAUUGGCCGAUUCCAGAGAAGAAGGAGCGACGGAUCUUCGGAUGAGGGAGACUAUGAGUGUGUGGCCCAGAAUUCCUUUGGGCUGGUCGUCAGUCGCAAGGCCAAAGUGCAGGCUGCCACGAUGGCGGAGUUUCACGUGCACCCACGCUCAGUGCGAGCGGAUCUCGCGGGUGUCGCACGUUUUCAGUGCCAAAUCCACGGCCUGCCCGAGCCGGUCAUCAGCUGGGAGAAAGACGAUCAUGCAGUGGACACGAGUGACGAGAGGUACACACUCUUACCCACAGGAGUGUUACAGAUCACAGGUGUUCGCCCGGAGGACAGCGGAGUGUUUUGCUGUGUAGCUCACAACAGUGCAGGAGUCAAACACAGUGCUGGAGCUCGGCUCACUGUCUCAGGCUCACAGUCUUCUGUUUACAAAGACCCCAUGAUCCUCGUUGGUCCUGAGAACCUCACUCUCACCGUGCACCAGACGGCCAUCUUGGAGUGUGUAGCCACGGGGUUUCCUCGUCCCAUCGUGUCCUGGAGCCGCCUCGACGGGCGUCCGAUCGGCGUCGAGGGCAUUCAGGUGUUGGGAACGGGUAACCUGAUGAUUUCAGACGUCCGUGUGAAACACUCAGGCGUCUACGUCUGCGCAGCCAACAAACCGGGAACCCGUCUGCGUCGAACGGCUCAGGGACGUCUGGUGGUGCAGGCUCCAGCGGAGUUUGUUCAGCCUCCUCAGUCCAUCGCACGUCCAGUCGGCACCACCGCCAUCUUCACGUGCCUGGCGCAGGGCGAGCCGACUCCUCAGCUCACGUGGCUAAAGAACGGUCAGAUCCUGGAACCCGGUGGUCACGUCAAGCUCAGGAACAACAACAGCACGCUGACCAUCUCCAGCAUCAGUCAGGAGGAUGAAGCAAUAUAUCAGUGUAUAGCGGAGAACAGCGCCGGCUCGUCUCAGGCUAGCGCCCGUCUCACGGUCCUGUGGGCCGAUGGGUUACCGGGCAUCCCGAGUGACGUCCGCGCCGACGCCCUCUCGCCUACCUCCAUACAGGUGUCGUGGAACGAGCCGGCUCAGAACACGCAGGACAUCAUCGGCUACGUGCUGCACAUCCGCAAGACUGCAGACCCGAUAGAAAUGGAAUAUCAGGAGGCGGUCAGUAAAGUCACCCUCCAGCAAGUGGUCACUGACCUCGAACCAUCCACCAGCUACAGCUUCUACGUGAAGGCCUACACCUCACGUGGCGCGAGCAAAGCCUCCGUCACAGCCCAGGAGAGCACACUCGGAGAAGUUCCCGCUCCUCCGUAUCUGCACACUAAGAUGGUGGAGUCCAGCGUGGUGCAGGCCGUCUGGGAGCCGUCCACUAAAAUGGGUCAGCACGACGGCUUCAGGCUUUAUUACCGAAAAGCCCACGAGCCGCACUACACAGGGCCCGUCACCUUCAACCGCAACGUCACACACUACAACAUCUCUCUGAUGGAUCCCUCAGCUGUGUAUGAGAUCAAGGUUCUUGCGUUUAAUCAGUAUGGAGAUGGAAAUGCAACUCUGCGCUUUGUAUCUCUAAAGGAGGCGGUGGAAAAGUCAGUCUCAAAUACUCCAUGCAACUGUAUCAAGGAAGAGAAUAAAGGUUCUGCUACCGGCAUCAUCAUCGGCAUCCACAUCGGAGUCACAUGCAUUAUCUUCUGUGUCCUGUUUCUCAUGUUCAGCUACCGGGGAAGGUUAAUGGUGUGUAAGACGGCUCAGGCUGCUCCUCAGGUGGGACGAGACGCAACGGUUCCUGCAGCAUCUGUGGUUCUGGAACCUUCCUCGUCUUCACAGGGAGCUCUGCCUCUCAACGGCCUGCACACGUCCAGCAUGGACAGUAAUGGCGUGAACUGCAUCGGCGUCUCGAGCGAGAGGGAAAGACUCGUCUCGGGUCCGACCGACGCCACACACAUGAUGGAAAACUUGCUAGUUUCCUGUUCGCUAAAUGAAACUCAGAUGUCCACGCUUCCUCUGGAUCAUGACUUCAGCCUGAUGGAGGAACACCAGGUACCUUAUCGCUCUGAUGUCCAGGUGGAUGAAGGAUAAACGAGGGAUGGUGCCGUAAAAAAAAUAAAAUAAAUAAAUCCUCUCAGUAAUUUCCUCUCCCUCUCAGGUCAACCGAAAACUUUCCUAUUUUCUGUUUUUUAUUUUAUUUUUAUUUUUAUUUUUUUUGCAUAGAGUUUAUUAGUUGAAUACACACAUUUACAGGGAAUUCGCUGGACUCUAUAACUGGAAGAACGUUUUUUUUUUUUUAAAAAAAAAGGCGUAAUUCUGCCACGGACUGAUUUCAUCAUUGGAAAGGGGAAUAAAGUGAGAUUUUUGUUUUGUUUUGUUUUGUUUUGUUUGUUCCAGCAGUGCAAAGACAUUUAUUUUUGUUUUAUUUGUGAAGAGAAGAGUCCUGUUGCCUGCUCUCAACCUGCCAAUGAUUUCACAACCCCAUCCAGCGAAGACUUCAGCCUUUUCUCCAGGGAUUUUGAAAAACUCUUCCUAUUAUCUCAGGAUGUUUUUUCUUCCACGAUAUCAAUAUAUUUUUCUUUAAACGGCCUCCGGGUUUUGAAUCAUGGCGGCUCCCUCCCCGAAUCCUGGGGUUUACAACAGGAACCUACCUCAGCCGGAAUGAAUGUGUUGUAGGAAGCAUUAUUUUUGUUGUUGUUGUUUUUUUGGGGUUUUUUUCUCUCUCACAUUUCUGCAUCGUUUUCGGUUUCUUUAACGUGUGUUAACGAGCGUUCGGUCAGAAAACAUGAAGAACGGGUGCUACCCUACCUCAAACACCUAGAACCGCCGUUCGUCUGAUCUCGUUUAAGGGAAAACGAGGAAAAAAAAUCUCCAACAUAUAGCACUUCCAAACGUCGAAGUCAAUGUUCUACCUCAAGAUAACAACGCUGUUGUUGUCGUUGUGCUUUGUUUUUCAUAAUGAAACGUAUCUUUUUUUAUUUUUACCGCCUGGUUUUACUUCCCUUCCUUCUUGCUUUCUUUUGUGUGUGUGUGUGUGUGUGUGUUUACCUCAGUUUCACGGAUGCCAUCCUUAUAAAUUGUAUUCCUUUUCCAUGUUUUCUAGUGUUUUUAUGUAUGUUUUUUGGUAUUUUUUUACACGUACAGUUUAGUCGAAUCUAAAGGCUGUUAGAGAUGCAUUGCACUUCUACUAAUAAUUUCAGGAUCAAUUUUUAUUCCAUUCUGCGUGUUACGAAGAUACUGAUACUGUAUAUCAGCCACGAACACUGUAUGUAUGUGUGUGUGUGUGUGUGUGUGUGUGUGUGUGUGUGUGUGUGUACAACCCUCCGUCUGUAUGGUGGACGUCCGUUAUCGUAUUGUCUGAUGAUGAGAAUAUCGGGGAACCCACAGUAAUAUAGGUGUAGAUUUAUAGCUAGGGAAGUCAAGCACAGAUUUAUCACAGCGGGAAUCCAGACCUGGUUGAAACGGCAGGAUGUCGCUAAUAUGGUUUUGAUCCGGCGCACGCCGUUCGUCAACAUCACCAUGUGAUCAUUUCAUCAGGAAUAAAUAAAUCCAUUCAGCCUGACCUGUAAAAUCAGACUGGAAGGGCGUGACCUGUCCAUCAGCUGCCAAGUAAUGCAAAGCUCCUCCCCCAAAAACCAUAGCAGAGAAUGAAUAGCGCUACAUCACACACACACACACACUUAUAUACAUAUAUAUAAACACUCACACACACAUAUGCUCAUAUAUAAACACACACACUAAAACAUGUGCCCAUCUGUGCAUCUUGAAGAAACGGACAUCCUAAGGAUGUGUUCAUACUUUUAGCCUUAAUUCGAAUCUUAUUUAUAUUUAACGUUCACGUUACAGCGAAACGAAACCGUUCCUCAGCAACUCACAAAAUACAAACGUACACGUUUAGCGAGGAUUAGCAUUUCUGAACAUUUCCGAAAAUUUUCCAAACAACGUUUAUGGUGUAGAUUUUAUCAAACACUCAAAAUGUUUGGUUUUUGUUGAGGGGUUUUAACCGGUGUUUAGAAUACCAAAAUUAUUUUACUAAGAAAAGAAGAGAAAGAGGUAUGUGUUGGGGGUCUGGGAAAACCCUUUAUGGAGAAGUUUGGAAUAUUUGGAAUGCCAAAAGUGACAAAAAUCGAUUUUUUGACCAAAAUUUGACCAAAAAAUAGUUUAAAUGCUAAUGAUAUAAUGAUAUUGAAGCCUCUAACUACAAUGUUUUCUUCUUUUUUUUGGCAGUGAUUAUAACACUUUAUUAAUAAACAGACUUGAUACUUUUAUAUUCAUUUAAUUAUCUAUAAAAAAAAAAACCGUACACAGAUUUUGUGGCACAAUUUUGAAAAGCAGCCAAAAAUCAUGUUUUGACCAAAAUUUUCAGCGAGUAGCACAGCUUCACACCUCAGCUUUAAUAAAACAAAUAUAUUUUACCAAAAAGACCGAAAGAAGUGUUUUUCGUUGGGAUAUUUUCAACACACACGGCUAUUAAAACUGUAAAGGACACCGAAAACCUUCUUCGCUAGUCAGUCCUUUCCGCUAGUCAGUCCAUGAUCACAGAAAUGGACACAAAAUCAAGAAUAUUCUCCGCGACAUUUCACAGAUUUUCCGCAGAUUUAAUGCCGAGACUUGUUGUGCGACUCCAUCAAACACGUGACGCUGUGAUCAUGGUGUUAGAGAGCUAUGCUAAGUCUUUAAGUUGAGGAAUGUCUGUAAAUACAACCUAGCAGAAAACAUAGUUGAAAUUUCAGCAUGUGAAGGGUUUUCCCAGGCCGCCACACACCCCAUUUUAAACCCCUAUGAAGUUAGUGUGUCCGGUUUGGAUCAUGGAUCAGUGCUGUUAAAGCAGGAUGGUGACCCCACCCGACCCUGCUCCGGGCUAAGCCGCCUGAUUGGUCGCUGCUCCGUGACUUUAUUCCUCAUUUCCCCACUCUCGUUGCUUUGCUCUGGCUCCCUCUGGUUUUUCCAAGAAAAAUAAAUAAAUAAAAAAAUUAAUCCAGGAACAAAAAUUGCUGUUUGUCGCUGUGGUGUCACCGUUAGAGUUCACGCUUACGCCUGGACCCAUCAGCAUAGAUGGAGUUACAUUGGUCUAGAGAAUCAUGCGAUGGUUUUUUGGAUCGUUUCUACAAGCUAGUUACGUGCUAGUUGCUGUUUUCCUAGUCACAGACACUGUGGUGUGUUCUUCAUCCCACAUUUUAGCAUUAUUUCCUUUGCUUCUUAAGCCCUAACCAGGAAUGUGUGGGUGGAGCUAAUAAUAAUAAUAAUAAUAAUAAUAAUGAUAAUAAUUAAUUCUGGCCACUGAUUGGUUGAAUUUUGUUUUUUUUUAUCAUUAUCAGAGGUGCCAACAGCUUCGGAUUAGCUGCAAAAUAUACUUUUUUCACUCUGGUGAUACAGGAAACACGUGAAAACACAUGAAUGGGAGCGAGGGCAUGACGUGGUUAAACACUGACCCUAAAUAUGAGGAGGAAGAGCAGAGAGUGAGCGGGUGACGAGUGAGUGGGUACAACUGUGCUGUUUAUGGUAAUCGAAUCAAUACACUAUUUUAAAACGUUUUAAUUCCGUAAAGGAGAAAGAAGCACAUGAUAGACGAAUCUGUUUCUUUUAGCAUUUACUUCUGUUUAACUCUGACUUUAUCGAGCCGAUCUUUGACCUCUGAAUUCUCGAUGCCUAGUUUUAGUUUUGUGAUUUAGCGUAAAUUAGCGUAAGAGGGCCGCGGUGUCUGAUUAGUCAGGAUCGUCGCUAUGUUUUGAAGUGAAAUUCUUGUUUAUUUCUUGUCAUUAACGUUGGCACCACUGCAGUUUUGGAUUCGUUUUUUAUUUAUUUAUCCACUGCAAAGUAUUGGCACCCUUUGCCACCACUUUACCUGAAGAAAACACGUUGUAUCUCAUACUGAACAUUUCGCUUCGUCAGGAAUAUCAGACGUUGCGAAAUUCUCGUAAUAUUUUACGUAUCGUCCGGAUCGCUGGUCUCGUUUCUGUGAAUUCCAGAGAAAUCGGAGGCAAGAGUACGGAUAACGAGCCGGAAUUUUGCGCUAGCGUCACAGACCGAGUAUCUGGUGACCUAUAGGAGUAUCUAUCUGUAGGAGUAUCUAUCCCCAGCUAGGGGUGAGAGAUACCACAGACUGAUCAUAUCACGAUAUAUCAUUUUUUAAAGGUAUCAUUAAUUCAGUGCCAACAACAUCCAUAAUAGCUUCAGCUUGAGGACCAUUGCAGCUUCAUCAUACAAUAAAAUCUAUUUUUAUGAAGAAAAGGAGAAAAAAAUAAUAAUAAAAAAAAGUUUUUAAUGUCCAGGAAUAAUAAAGUGUGUGAUGAUUAAAAUUUAUAAUUAUUAAAUUAUAAAAACAGAAUUAUAACGUCAUUAUAUCAGAAUACCGAUAUCAGAACAUCUAUCUGUUUAAGGCGAGACAAUACAGGGUUUUUUGAAAAAAAUAAAAUAAAAACAAAAAAUGCUGAUAUUUUGACUUCUAUUUAUUCAGAUCGUAUUAAAUAUCCAGUCUUUUUGAUGUCUGAAUUUAGAAUAUAGAUUUUGUAAUAUUUUUCGAAACAGGGAUAAAAGUUUAAACCUCAAAUUAACUGUGAUGUUUUGUUUCAAAUAUGGAAAAAAACGGUGAAAAAAUAAAGGAAAUUAAAAUGUACAUCAUAAUGACACAGACAUCUAGAUGUGAUUGUGCCGAGUGGGCGGAGCUUAAACCUCACUAAACCUCACCUACGCUAAAUUUCAUGUGGAAAUAUGGUAGUUCUGUGGAGUUUGGAUAUUUGUCUGUGUUGUUAUUUCACAGUGUAAUAUUAGAGUGCAGUUAUUAUGGAUGGAUUAUUUUUCUAGCUGUAGUGUCUCGCCUUAAAGAAACAGUCGACUCUGUAAUCAGGACGCAACACUAUGCCGGAUUUCCGUCUCCGUAGUGGAUCUACAUAUAAAAUAUCAUGUCUGAUAAUCUACCUCAUGCUCUCAGGUCCGUAUCCGUGGGGAAGAUUUUUGUGUUUUGGUUUGGUUUUCAUUCUCUGUGUGGAUGUCAGUGCAGGAGUUUUAGGAUUUAUCUGUGGUCUGACUCAAACAGCUCUCAGAGACGCCACGGUAAUCGAAAAAAAACCCCGGCUUUUCUCAGACCUCUUUGCAGUCUAAAACCUCCUUUGUGGAUAUUAAAGUGUGAAAAAAUACUCAAGGUGCUUUCACUCGUUCCACCAGCGUUUUUAUAUGUAACCUCUGGGAAGCAGCUGCUGUUAAGAGGCACUUACUUUUGUCUAUAGUAUGUAAAAAGUCUCUUAAGUGGCAUCAUAUUCUUUAUUUUUAUUGUUACUCCUGAGUAAACAGGUUGCUCAUUAGGCGUGAAGUGCUGAAAACAAACAUGCUGCUGGUGAAAUAAGUGAAAAUCUUAUUGUUGAGUGACUAUGAGGACAUUUACGACCGAAUAGAAAAUAUUUCAUCACUAAUAUUCUAAAAUAAAUUAAAAAUGACGACAGGUCUGGUACAGUAUGUGACGUUCACAUGUACACUAUGUGACUGCAGAUGCCUGCAGCAACAAAAACAAUCUAGGAGAAAUUCAUUAACUGCGAUUGGUUGUCAUGGUUACAGCGUGCACAAUGCACAAAUAGCAUCUCUCCUAUCCACGUUUUUUAGCUGGUACUACCUAGAGCUGGUUGUCAUGGUUACAGCAUACAUUUGGCAUGAAUGACGUUUCUCCUUUCCAUGUGUGUUAGCUGAUAAUAGCUAGGGCUGGUUGUCAUGGUUACAGCGUUCACACCGCACGAAUAUCAUCUCUCCUAUCCACGAUUUUUUGCUGGUACUAGCUAGGGCUAGUUGUCAUGGUUACAGCGUACAUUUGGCACAAAUGGCGUUUUUCCUUUCCAUGUUUGUUAGCUGAUAAUAGCUAGGGCUGGUUGUCAUGGUUACAGCAUACAUUAGGCACAAAUCAUGUUUCUUCUUUCCAUGUUUGUUAGCUGGUACUAGUUAGGGCUAGUUGUCAUGGUUACAGUGUACAUUAGGCACAUACGGUGUUUCUCUUUCGUAUGUUUGUUAGCCGAUACAAACUGCGACUGGUUGUCGUGGUUACAUUGUGCACGCUGCAUGAAUAGCAUCUCUCCUUUCCACACUUGUUAGCUGGUACUAGUUAAGGCUGGUUGUCAUGGUUACAGUCUCUUUUGUUGCAUUAACCACAUCUGUGGUGAGCGUGAUAAAAAUCCAAAACUUUAUAUUCUUGUGAUUGUUUCUGUAAAUGUUACAGUUUUCUAUCUGGAAUAAAAAGAAAAGAAAAAACGCAUUUCGGUGCUGAAGGCUAAAACCGUAGAAGGAUCCGUGAUGUUGUGUUGAAUUUAUGAACGCUGUGUACGCUGAACCUCUCCAGAGAACCUUUCUGAAUUCACAGACAGGUGACAAAUUAAAGGAAAAAAACAUCUUAAUGUGUUAAUGAGGCAAUUACGCAAACUGAGCCAUCAGAACAUCUUAGCAUCGAAUCUCCAAUUCCCUGAACCUGUACUGGAGCCACGAACACUGUUCUUCCUAUCAGUCAGUGAUAGUUAGAGCUGUGGAUGUCUAACAUGUCGCUCUGAAAUCUACUAUUGGAUUGAGAUUUGGUGUGGGUGAAGACCACAGCGUCCGAUUUACACCAAAGCUCUCGAGAACUGUAAAAGGGGGCGGAGUCAUCUUGGGAGAAAGGGCGGUCUUUGGAAUAGAACUCAAUGUACGUCGGAAUGGAUUUGUGGCAACUCUACUAUCUAAGAAUAAAUAAAUAAGAACGUAGAAUGUUUUUUUCCUUUCAUUUCUCACUCGUUUGCCUGACAGGGCCGGCUUUAUGCCUUAUUCAGAUUUGCGUUUCUAAUCCCGUGCCCCGUCGCUGAUCUCCGAUGCCAGUCUUUUGUUUCAGCUUCUCAGUGAUCCUCUUUUCGGAGAUUAACCAAGGCAGCAGGUGCCUUCUAAUGCUCCUUUAGACAAACACAGAGCAGCUCAAUGUUGUUUCGGAGAUACUAAGCAGAGAAAUCCAACGCCGUCUUUUUGGGGUUUUUUUGUACUCUUUCCUCGGUUUUAUCUGUAUAAUCUCUAAAAAAACAAAAAGGGUAUUAGUGUCCAGUCCCGAUGGCCCUUUAUCAUCCUAAACAAACAGCUAACCCGCAAUGAAUGGCCCAUUUAUCGAAGGGUUUCUCGCUGCCCCUAAGAUUCCCAUCGGGAGGACGACUCGGAGACGACCCCAUUAGCAUGUAGCGGUGUCGGGUUAGCGGCGCCACCAUGGCAACCCCGGCGCAUUCGGAUUCGUUCGGGUCUGCAAAGCAAACACGGUUUUGUGCGGGUCGCCGUCUGAGCGCCGUGAGCGCUGUCACUCAAAGGCGGGCUUUAAGACAGCGCUGGGACCGAACAUGCGGAUUAUCCUCCUCACAGUUUGCUUAUCACACUCCAUUAAUAACGAUAGCUCGUGGAGAUCGGUGCAGAAACUUCCAGAACUCGGUGGUUUACGUGUAGGCGCAAAUCCACUGCUUACAAAUACACUGACUUUGAUCUGUUAUUAUUUUUUAUUGUUUUUGUGUCAUUUGAGCCAAAGACAGCACAUUAUUUAUGGCAUUUAAAAAAAAAAUCAGUCAUUUCAAUUCCGUACCAUCGUGUCCAUCCGUUUCUGGUUCCAGUUUGCCCAUGAGCAUCGUCAAGAUGACCGCCGGAUGGACAAACUUUACUAGAUGUUACUCAAGAUAGCUAACAGUGUUAGAUUUAGUGGUAAAUGUGUUAAGUAAUUCUCUCCACACACACACACACACACACAGGGCUAUAUAAGUAUAUAAGUAUUUUUGCUAUAUCAGGUGCUGUGUAACUCCAGUGAUCCAAUCAUCUACUGAUUCUUUCUUCCUUCUGUUUCAUGUCCAUAAAGUCGUUACUUAUCAGAAAAAGUCCACCAGAUCUCUCGGCUCACCCGAACGUCCUCGUUCAACAAAAUACACAUUAAACCCAGAUAAAUUCCCCUCGUCCAAUGAGUUUCUCAUCCUCUGCUGUAGGCUUCCUUACAGAACCUUCACACGAGAAGCCUUCAGCUGUAGGGUCCAUAGGGGCGGGUUCAUGUCCUUAAGUCCUCCAGACAUUUUAUAUGAUGCUGAAAUACUUCUUUGAGUCAGAAAGGAUUUCUAGAUUUUGUGUAUUUAUCUCUGUAAAGUUAUUACUUAUCUCUUGGAACUGUAUAUAGAGGCCGUGUCACUACUCAAUCCGUGGCGGAAACACGAUUUGUACUGAUCAUGUGCAGAAACACGGCUACUUCCUGUCUGAAGUAUGACGAUACGUCACUUUUGGGUAUUUAUAACACUGUUGUUAUAACACUACUAAUAAUAUAACGUUAUAACGUGUUGUUGACACUACCCGAUCCGUGCCGGAAAUAGAUCUUCACUAGUGAUUCUCUUGAUACUUUUUUGGUCAAAUAUAUAAAUUAAAUUAUAUUGAUUAAAUUGUGUAAUCGAUUCAUUUGGCACAAAUUAAACAAAUUAAAUAAAAUAAAACUUUAAAUGAAAAAAAUUACAUUAAAUAUAUUACAUUUGCUAGACUCCAAUUUGGCAAUACAGAUGUGUAUAUAAGUGCAAGUGUGUGUGUGUGUGUGUGUGUGUGUUUGUUUUACAUUUAAUAUUUAAUUAUCUAAAGAUAUGUUCUACUUGUUCCAGCUUUCCACUUUAAAGAAUGUCUGCUUUUAAGAAACACCCAAGAUGCUCAUUUAUGCAUUCAGUUUAUUUAUUCAUAAAUUAAUUCAGACCUUCCGUCACCCCCCCCAAAGCGCAAAGUGUCGUAGAAAACGUUGGAGAUGACAGGAAGUGGCAGCAAUUUCAAUGAGCAGUUUCCGCACAUGCUCAGUAUAAGUCGUGUUUCCGGUACGGAUGGAGUAGUGACAGUAGGCCCGUCGGGGCGGGAAUCACGCUGCCCUGCGCUCACUCUGUUAGCAUGUGCACUGGUGGAGGAGCAGCAGGCAGGACGGUUAAUCACCAGGUCGCGACUUUCACCUCAAAUUGAAAUAAAAAUUCCUUUACAACGUCAUGAGACAGUCACGUGUGAGAACUUUGAGGCUACAGAUUCAUGUCUUUAUCGACGUUUUCCUGCCGGAACAAAUCCACCGCCGCUGCUAAAGCUUCUCCUUCUCACCGGUCACUGCUGUCCGAGCGCUUGAGGUACAAAUAAAACCAUGUGUUAUUUUGUCAGAAGAACAACAUUGUGGCUUUAGUUUUGAGGUUCGCCAUUUGUGAAAAACUUUUGCUGGCAUCUCAGAAGAAACAACAAAUAUAGAAAUUAACCCCAAAAAUAAAUUAAUUAAUUAAAAAAAAAAUACAACCAUUUAGUCAUUUGGGAUUUGAGAAAAAUUCUCGAAAUUGUGGCUUGGUGUCUUAGAAAUAACACGAAAAGUUCUCUAGAUUUCUUCAGAAGUUAGAUAUUAAAUGAAUAACAAAUGAGCUCAUUUACAUAAACUCCGCCCCAUAUCCUGCACCUUUGUCUACAAAUGACCCGCCCCAAAAAAGAUAGCUUAUUUACAUAAACGCCGCCCCAUAUCCUGCACCUUUAUCUACAAACGGCCCCAAAAAGAGAUAGCUCAUUUACAUAAACUCCGCCCCAUUUCCUGCACCUUUAUCUACAAACGGCCCCAAAAAGAGAUAGCUCAUUUACAUAAACUCCGCCCCAUUUCCAUGCACCUUUAUCUACAAACGGCCCCAAAAAGAGAUAGCUCAGUUACAUAAACUCCGCCCCAUAUCCUGCACCUUUAUCUACAAACGGCCCCAAAAAGAGAUAGCUCAUUUACAUAAACUCCGCCCCAUAUCCUGCACCUUUAUCUACAAACGGCCCCAAAAAGAGAUAGCUCAUUUACAUAAACUCCGCCCCAUUUCCUGCACCUUUAUCUACAAACGGCCCCAAAAAGAGAUAGCUCAGUUACAUAAACGCCGCCCCAGAUCCUGUACCUUUAUCUACAAACAGCCCCAAAAAGAGAUAGCUCAUUUACAUAAACUCCGCCCCAGAUCCUGUACCUUUAUCUACAAACGGCCCCCAAAAAACCUUAAAAAAAUUAUUUUUCUCAUAAGAAAAAAUAGACACGAUUAAAAAUUUUUUUUUUCAGGUGUUUUUCGAAGAUUGCACAAAUUUUUACACACACACACCUUUAAUAAAUCAGGGUUCUAGCUCUAGUAUCUAGUCUGGAGGUCUGUCCUGUCUGAGGCUUGCAGUAUUACCACACCAGUGUGUGUGUGUGUGUGUGUUUUGUACAGAUGUGUGUGUGUCUCUCUCCACACUUUAGAGCCACUGUAUCUGCUUCAUUCUUUGCUAUUGUUUAGCGAGCGCUCCGAGGUUUUGUGAAAGCUGUACCUGUAUCUCUUUAUUUUGUUUUCCCGCUCUGAUGUCCUUCAUGUUCAUGUGUUUGUUUGGGAACGCCGCGGAUCCGUUCCUCCGUGUUCUCUGUGUGUGAUAAAUAAAAUCCGGAAGCUUCUCUCGGGCGUGGUGAUCUCAGUUUCACGGCUACGUGUGCGUAUGUGCUGUAUGAUAGACCUGAAUAGACCAUUUUUAGUGGUUUGUAUUGUUUUAGGUUUCCAUAAACAAGAAAAAAAUACAUAAACGAUGAUAAUAA